AUGCACAGAGCAAGCUUUGAAGCCAGGAUUGGUGGGAGGCAGAGUGAGGCACAAGGUGUGAUGCUUGGCCUGCCGCAAUCCGAUGAGUUGGUUUUCUUUGUGAAUGGGAGGAAGGUGAUAGAGAGAAAUGCGGACCCAGAAGUCACUCUGCUGACCUUCUUACGAAAGAACUUAGGUCUCACAGGAACCAAGUACGCCUGCGGCAGAGGGAGCUGCGGCGCCUGUACCGUGAUGGUGUCUAAGUGUGACCCUGUGUCCAAGAAGAUAAGACACUUCUCCAUCAUCGCAUGCCUGGUGCCCAUCUGCUCUCUCUAUGGAGCUGCUGUCACCACUGUGGAAGGUGUGGGAAGCAUCAAAACCAAGCUUCACCCUGUGCAGGAGAGGAUCGCCAAGAGCCACGGCACCCAGUGUGGAUUCUGUACCCCUGGGAUGGUGAUGUCCAUGUACACACUGCUCAGGAACCACCCGCAGCCCUCCGAGGAGCAGCUCAUGGAAGCCCUGGGAGGCAAUCUGUGCCGCUGCACUGGGUACCGGCCAAUUCUCGAGAGUGGAAAGACCUUCUGCAUGGAGUCGAAUGGCUGUCAGCAGAAGGGAGCAGGAGAAUGCUGCUUGGCUCAGGGAGAAGAGGAUCCUUCCUCACUCGGCAGGAGCAGCGACAUUUCCACAGAGUUAUUUGCGAAAGACGAGUUCCAGCCCUUGGACCCUACUCAGGAGCUCAUAUUCCCCCCAGAACUCUUGAGACUGGCAGAGAACCCAGAAGAAAGAACCCUGACCUUUCAUGGAGAAAGGGUUACAUGGAUCUCCCCUGGGACCCUCAAAGAUCUCCUGGAGCUGAAAGUGAAGCACCCAGAAGCGCCUCUCGUCCUGGGCAACACCUCACUGGGACCUGCAAUGAAAUCUCAAGGACAUGUUCACCCAAUUCUCCUCUCUCCUGCGAGGAUUUCAGAGCUGAGUAUGGUGUCUACAACAAGUGAGGGACUCACCAUAGGCGCCGGCUGCAGCCUGGCCCAGGUGAAGGACAUCUUGGCUGAGAGGGUGUCCGAGCUCCCAGAGGAGAAAACGCAGACCUACCGAGCCCUCCUGAAGCACCUGAAGAGCCUGGCGGGCCAGCAGAUCCGGAACAUGGCGUCCUUAGGGGGACAUAUCAUCAGUCGGCACUGCUAUUCAGAUCUGAACCCAAUCCUGGCUGUGGGCAGCGCUACCCUCAAUCUGAGAUCCGCAGCAGGAGGCGCCCGGCAGGUUCCGCUAAGCGAGCACUUUCUUGCCGGGUUGGCGAGUGCAGACCUCAGGCCCGAGGAGGUUCUGGAAUCUGUGCACAUCCCUCACUCUCAAAAGGGGGAGUUGGUGUCGGCCUUCCGACAGGCGCAGUGCCAGCACAACGCCUGGGCCCACGUGAACGCGGGCAUGCGGGUCCUCCUCAAGGAGGGCACCGACACCAUCGAGGACCUGAGCAUCGCCUUCGGGGGGCUCGGGGCGGCCACCGUCAGCGCCCGCCAAUCCUGCCAGCAGCUCCGAGGGAGAAUCUUCACCCAGGACGGCCUUCAAUAUCCUGACGUCUCAGACCCCUUCCUUAGUGCGCUGGAAGAUUUCUCGGUCACAGUGCCCCAGGGAGUCCAGAAGUACCAGAGUGUGGACUCUCGCCAACCCCUCCAAGAUCCAGUGGGACGUCCCAUCAUGCACCUAUCAGGUCUCAAACAUGCCACAGGUGAAGCCAUGUUUUGUGAUGACAUCCCCAGGGUGGAAAAGGAACUUUUCAUGGCCUUGGUGACCAGUACCAGAGCCCAUGCAAAAAUUAUAUCAAUUGAUUUGUCCAAGGCCCUUGAAUUGCCCGGGGUAGUUGAUGUGAUAACAGCUGAAGACAUUCCAGGCACCAAUGGUACUGAAGAUGAGAAAUUGUUGGCUGUAGAUGAGGUACUUUGUGUGGGUCAAAUCAUCUGUGCUGUGGCUGCAGAGACAGAUGUACAGGCGAAGCGUGCAAUUGAAGAGAUAAAGAUCACCUAUGAAGAUCUGGAGCCCGUAAUCGUCACCAUCGAGGAUGCCAUAAAACACAACUCAUUCCUGUGCCCUGAGAAGAAACUUGAACAAGGAAACAUUGAGGAAGCAUUUGAAAAAGUCGAUCAAAUUGUUGAAGGAGAGGUCCAUGUUGGAGGACAGGAACACUUUUACAUGGAAACACAAAGAGUGCUUGUUAUUCCAAAGACAGAGGACAACGAACUGGACAUCUAUGUGUCAACACAGGAUCCAGCCCACGUGCAGAAAACAGUGUCUUCUACUUUAAACAUCCCAGGCAACAGGAUCACCUGUCAUGUGAAACGAGUGGGUGGAGGUUUUGGCGGGAAAGUGGGAAAAUCAGCUGUGUUCGGAGCUAUUGCAGCUGUGGGUGCCAUCAAAACUGGUCACCCUGUUCGUCUUGUUCUUGAUCGUGAAGAUGACAUGUUAAUAACUGGGGGAAGACACCCAUUAUUUGGAAAAUAUAAAGUGGGAUUCAUGAACAACGGGCGGAUCAAAGCUCUAGACAUUGAGUGCUUCAUUAACGGAGGGUGCACACUGGACGACUCGGAGCAGGUAACAGAAUUCCUUGUACUAAAGCUGGAAAAUGCAUAUAAAAUCCGAAACCUCAGGUUCCGGGGCCGUGCCUGUAGGACCAACUUACCAUCCAACACGGCCUUUCGUGGAUAUGGCUUCCCACAAGGGACCCUGGUAACAGAAUCUUGCAUCACAGCUGUGGCAGCCAAAUGUGGCCUUCUGCCAGAGAAGGUUAGGGAGAAAAACAUGUACAAAACUGUGGAUAAAACCAUCUACAAACAAGCCUUCAGCCCCGAGAACCUGAUACGAUGUUGGGACGAAUGUCUGGACAAGUCUUCCCUUGGCAGCAGAAGAAAGCAAGUGGAAGCAUUUAAUAAGAAGAAUUACUGGAAGAAGAAAGGACUUGCCAUUAUCCCCAUGAAGUUUUCAGUCGGCUUUGGUGCCACUAGCUACCAUCAGGCAGCUGCACUGGUUCAUAUCUACACAGACGGGUCUGUAUUGGUCACACACGGAGGCAACGAACUGGGACAAGGUAUUCACACCAAAAUGCUACAGGUGGCCAGCCGUGAAUUAAAAAUACCCAUGUCUUACAUGCACAUCUGUGAGACAAGUACAGCUACGGUGCCUAAUACAAUUGCUACAGCUGCCUCCAUCGGUUCAGAUGUCAAUGGAAGAGCCGUGCAGAACGCUUGUCAGAUCCUUCUGAAACGCCUUGAGCCCAUCAUUAAGAAAAAUCCAGAAGGUUCCUGGGAAGACUGGAUAGAAGCUGCUUUUGAACAAAGAAUCAGUCUCUCGGCCACAGGAUACUUCAGGGGCUACAAGGCCUUCAUGGACUGGGAGAAGGGGGAGGGAGACCCGUUUCCUUACUAUGUCUACGGAGCAGCCUGCUCUGAGGUGGAAAUCGACUGCCUGACAGGAGCCCACAAGAAAAUCAGAACAGACAUUGUCAUGGAUGCGUGUUGCAGCCUGAACCCAGCCAUUGAUAUCGGGCAGGUCGAAGGUGCGUUUAUCCAGGGCAUGGGCCUUUACACCACUGAAGAGCUGAAAUAUUCCCCGGAAGGUGUCCUGUACUCGCGAGGCCCAGAUGACUACAAAAUUCCAACCAUCACGGACGUCCCAGAGGAGUUCAAUGUCUCCUUGUUGCCGGCAUCCCAAACCCCACUAACCAUCUAUUCCUCCAAGGGCCUGGGGGAGUCCGGAAUGUUCCUGGGGUCAUCUGUAUUCUUUGCCAUCACUGAUGCUGUGGCCGCCGCACGCAGAGAGAGAGACCUAGCCGAAGACUUCACAGUGAAGAGCCCAGCAACACCUGAGUGGGUCCGGAUGGCCUGUGCAGACCGGUUCACAGAGAUGAUCCCAAGAGAUGACCCUAAGACAUUUAGACCUUGGUCUAUCCCUAUAGCAUAGCACUGCUGUCAUUUUUCUAAAAGGUGCUUCAGUUUUCUACAAGUGAAAAGAUGGCUUGUUAAUCCUAACUGGACGCCACACUGAUAUUCUUAUACUGAUGUGAAGAAGAAAAAAAUGACACAAAACUUAGAAACAUUAUUCAAGUCUGAUUACCUUGACAAGAUGAAUCAUUAUUUACGAAUCAUUAAUUUAGACUUUCUAGCCUAGAGGCCACCAGACAACCACUGGGAUAGUCACAGCAAUCAAGUUUAAUGCUAAGUUGUUUCUGACAACAUCAUGUCAAUAUUGCUGUAAAAGCAAAUCUUUCCUUUGUGUUUAUCCAGUAUCAUUGGACUGUAACGCAGGCUACAAUCCUAGAAUGAAAGACACUUCCCAGUAGAUAAGCAUGUGAUUACUUUCCCCAGGGAUGUGUUUGAUUCAGUGGCCACAGGUAGGGACACCACAGAGUUCUACAAGGUUUGAUUUUAUUUUGUUUUUACUGUGGAUUAGCUAUGGGUCCCUGUAUGUGCAUUUGACAGCAAAGCAGUUGUAUUUUCCUCAUUGUAAAUGAGCUAUUCAACUGGUUGAUAUUCUUUUGGAAUUUGGAGGGCAAAAGCAUUGUAAAAAUCGUUUUCAGUGUAGUAUCAUAAAACCCUUUUACUUCUUAAAUCUGUUUAUAAAAAACACCUGAUCUGGUAUCAGAAUUUCAGGAAAACUUCAUUGCUCCAUUUCCCAUAUAUUGAAGUGGGUAACACAGAGCGAAAAAAAAUUCUAAAUUGUAAUCACCCCUAUGUUGAAGUUGGAAACAUGCAGGGUCCACCAAAUUUUAUUCCUUGGUUUUAGGGGCCUUCAGAGAAGGAGAAACCAGCAAAUGAAUUAUUUCGUAUUUGACCAGAAAGUCAGGGAGUAAACUGACACUCUAUCAACCAGAAUUCAUAUGAUCAGGCUCACCAAGCCUUCCACUACAGUGACUCCUUGAAGCGAAUGGAGGAUAGGCCGAGCUGAGCGAGUUUGGUGGUUGGUGAGAGAAGGUAAACAUUAGACAUGCCUUACAGCCUGGAGGAGGUUGAAGGUCACGGGAGGCACUGAGCCCAUGUGAUUGAAGGGACUGGGACACAGCUGUUCACAGGCCCAUCCGCUGACUUUGGAGGCUCCACUAGGGCACAAGAGUCCAAGGGAGAAAGUGGGACAGGAGCACCAGGAGAAAGGAGACAGGAGCAGAGGGGUCAUGGGCAGGACAAAAUUUACGAAAGAUUUCUGAACACAUGAGCAGAAGAGUUGGGGAACUUAGUGGGAGCAGCCGGGGUAAAAUAAGUUGAAAUAAAAAGAUGUUUUAGCCCUGGCCAUGGUGGCUCAGUUGGUUGAGCAUCAUCCCGUGCACCAAAAGUUUACUG
Molecule: messenger RNA, 5303 nt
Organism: Myotis lucifugus (little brown bat)
Lineage: Eukaryota; Metazoa; Chordata; Mammalia; Chiroptera; Vespertilionidae
Product: aldehyde oxidase 2
Exons: 36
Coding region: 1-3930 (1309 amino acids)
Molecular function (GO): FAD binding; oxidoreductase activity; iron ion binding
Source: RefSeq, a predicted model, not a curated record